Molecule: messenger RNA, 4301 nt
Organism: Podarcis raffonei (Aeolian wall lizard)
Lineage: Eukaryota; Metazoa; Chordata; Lepidosauria; Squamata; Lacertidae
Product: leucine-rich repeat-containing protein 15-like
Exons: 3
Coding region: 250-2892 (880 amino acids)
Molecular function (GO): protein binding
Source: RefSeq, a predicted model, not a curated record
GUCCCAUCUAACUCUGCAAUUCUAUGGUCCCAGAGGGACCCUUCCCAGCUAAGAGCCGGGCCCAGGCCUUGGCUGAUGCCCAGUUUUGUGACAAGAAUUCGUCACCUGGGACCCUUUAUCUCACCAGACAGACCUGCCCAACAUCUGCGCAGGGCAGAUCUUCGCCUCCCGGGCGCUGGAUGCCUCCCUCAGAUAAGGCUGGAGGCGCUUCGCUCGGCAGCCUGUGCAUGACUCUCCUGGCUCAGCAAAAUGCCUGGCAACCGACUUUGGAUGGUGCCCACAGUGGCCAUUGGCCUCCUCCUCUGCCUGGCCUUUGGAACUGGCCAGAGCCCGCCCGCCUGCACAGGGGCCUACGACUGCCCCAAGGCCCACCAGGAAGUCUACACCAAACUAAGGGACGUGACGGAGAUCCCAAAGACCGCCAGCACCAUCAUCACCGAAAUGAUCUUUGUGCAAACCAGCCUAACACAGAUCAAGAGUGGAGCCUUCCGGAACAUGCCCGGCCUGCAGAAAGUCCUGUUCAUUGGCAACAAGAUCAAAACCGUAGAGGUGGGGGCCUUUGAUAACUUGGCGAAACUGGAUGAGCUGGAAAUCACGCAGGCUGAGCUGGACGCCCUCCCUGUGGGCACCUUCCGCUCUCUUCCUCGCUUGCAGAAGCUGAAUCUGCGGGACUCUCAGAUCAAGGGCCUCCAGAAAGGACUCUUUGAGGAUCUCGGGGACCUGGAGGAGAUCUACCUGCAUAUGAACGAGAUCCCUUCUCUCCCCGAAGGCGUCUUUGAUGGGCUCUCCAACCUGACCUUUUUGCACCUGGCCAAGAAUAAGAUCGCUGCCAUCCCAGAGGACGUCUUCAAGGAACUUUCUCGGUUGAAGGUCCUCCGGCUGUACGAGAACGAGAUUGGAGACCUCCCGGAGGGGAGCCUGGACAGCCAGCAGGACCUGACGGAGCUCGCCCUCCAGAAGAACAAGAUCCGCACGCUGCCUCCCAGGGUGCUGAGGAACAAGCCCAACCUGGAGAAGCUUUUCCUGGAGCACAACCUCUUGGAGACCCUCCCGGAUGAGGCCUUCUUUGGACUGAGGAAGCUGAAGCAGCUGACCCUGGCUUCCAACCGGCUGAAAGGUCUCCCCGGCCAGCUCUUUGGGCAGAUGCCUUUGCUCACCCAGCUGGACCUGAGCAAGAAUGCUUUGCAGGCUCUUCCAGCGGGGGUCUUUGCCAACCUCACGGGGCUCACAAAGCUCACCUUGUCCCACAACCAGCUGGCAGGCCUCCCUCUCGGUGUUUUAACAGGCCUCCGCAAACUCUCUGAGCUCAACGUGGAGGCAAACAAGCUCUCGUCUCUGGAGGGUCUCCUGCCACCUUCCCUCCCGGGGCUGAAGACCCUGAGGCUCCGCCAGAACCAGCUGGAGACCAUCCCUCCGGGCCUCUUUGACAGCUUCACCAAGCUCACCUCCCUGUAUGUCGGGGAGAAUCCGUGGAGGUGUGACUGCCUCCUUCUCUACCUCCACCGAUGGAUGAGCAGCAAUCCCAAAAAAGUGAAGGACGCCACAAAGGUCAUAUGCGGAAGCCCCAAGGAUCUGCAGGGCAAAGCAGUCAGUUCCUUGGCAGAAGAUCAGCUGGUUUGCCCAACGACUCUGCCCAUUUCAAGCACCGCUCUGCCCACAACCACUUUCCCUCCUCCUGCCACAACAAGGAUGAGCACAACACUGCCCCCAUCUCCUAAAAAAGCCACUGUUGCUGCAACCACCUCCGUUUCUGAGCCUGCCACCACCACAAACGCAGCCACAACCCUCAGAACCACAGAGGCUCUGACCUCAACUCCUCAAAUCACCACCUCUGAGAGUCUCACUGAAACCUCACAGACCAUGACCACCAGCGGGACAUCCUCUGAAACCACCAGCAUCACCAGCACAGGGGCUCCAACUCCAGCUCCUCCCAUCUCCACCAUCACCACUCCAAGUCCCACCUCAGCCGAGACAAGCCCUGAAAUUGCCACCACCGCUGAGAUCUCAAGCACAACCUCUGUGUCCAUCACAACCCUGGCCACAACCCCCGAGGCAGCCACGACCAUCGCUCACCUGCCACCCACAACCCCUCAGAUCACGACGACAACAAAGGUUCAGACCACGGCCCCUGAAAUUACCAGCGCCAGGACUGCGGCUGCCACAGCUGGCUUCACAACUGGGAUGUCACACACCACCCCUUCUGGUACCACCACAACUGCUCAGAUCUCCACAACCAUUGCCAGGGCAACCACCACAACUUCUGAUGCCUCCACAAGCUGCCCUGGUACAUCGGCCACCACACCUGUGCUCCCUGGGACAACCAGCAAGGCAGUCGCCACCACACCUUCACCGCUUGAGACCACCCCUACGGAGACAUUCUCAUUGGUGGCAGCUUCCACAAUGUGCCUUGACAACGUCAGUCUUCCAGGUGGAUGCAGGUCUGGGUCUUUGUCUCCCAAACCAACAGCCAGACUGGACCCGACUACACGUCCUGAGACGCCCCCGUCGCCCACCUCUGCUGUGACACAGGCUCCCCUGCCCACCACUGGCUGGGUGACAACCUCUCCAGCUGCUGCCAGCUGCACCUUUUGCUCCUCGGCUGUCACGCCAGCCAGGCCUUCCCUUCCUCCGAGCCCAAGGCCCGGCCGUCCAGCCAGCCCCCCUCAGCCCCUGUCCCAGAAAAUCCAGGCCUGGGGCUCUUCGCUGAGUUCCAACUACCGGUACUGCAAGCUGUCUGCGAUGAUGUAUUUGUCCAUGCUGUGUCUUGAAAUCUGCUGCACCGCUGCCUUGGCCAGGUGUGUCUACGCCCUGCACAGAGCCACGCGCUCCAUGGACUCUCCCACUGUGCCGGUCAAGCUGGUGAAGGUGAAGCCCAGAAGGAUGAAGCUGUGAUGGUGUUUGGCCACAGGAGAGACUUUCACAGGAUGCUAGAAUCAUAGGGCUGUCAGGGAGUCCAGGGGUCAUCUCGCUCAAGCCCCUGCAAUGCAGGAAUCGCAGCUAGAGAAUCCCUGACAGACGUUCCUCCAAGCUCUGUUUAGAAACCUCCAAUGGAUCCUAGAUUGGCAGAGUUGGAAGGGAUCCCCAGCGGUCAUCUAGCCCAACCCCAUGCAAUGGAGGAAUCAUGGCAAAUUAAAUGAGGCAGGUGAAGCAGCAGGGGUGUGCAGAGACUUUGGGUUGGGGGGCUGACAUUGCUUUAGGGGUGGAUUUACACACAGGGGGAAAUGCCAUAAGUCAGUCAGAAAUUAAAUUCUUACAAAAGAAAAGAAAAAAAGCUAUGUAAAUAUCACAUAGAAAUAGUUUGCUCUCUGGCGUCAUCUGGUGUUGCAUGUUUAUAACGCAUUCAAAAUGUUGUUUUUCCUAAUGUAGCUGAGUCCUUUGUAGCUGAGUCUCCCUCACCAGUGUAACAAUUUGCUUAAAUUGUAGGCUUAUCUUAGGUAUGACUAUUGAAAUAAAAAAUUAAGGUAUUAUAUUAUAUAUUUGCCAGGCAAACAUGUACAUAAAUGUAUGGGCCACAUGUCUGAGGCAGCGCAGGAGGGCAGUCCUGGAGCCAUUUUGGCUCCCAAACUGACCAGAUGUUUUCUCUGCAAGGUCAAAGGAAAAUGGAAAAGCCUCCCCAUAGUCUUUUCCUUCACAAAACCUGUCUUAAGGGUAUAUCUGUGUAUGAAUAGGGUGAGCCUGUGACCUGGCUCAGGAACUAAGUAUUUGUCACUACAAAAGACUGGCCAGGCUCCCCAGGGUAUCCAAUCAAGUAAGCAUUAAUAGGUAACCUGCCAGACAGGAGAUAAACAACGCACUCAGAUUUCUGCUGUAGACCACCCUUUCUGUGAUGUAGGUAUGAUGUAUCUGGGGUGGUGGUCUUGAGCUACUGUGAUGUAGGUAUGAUGUUUCUGGGGGUGGUCUUGGACUCCAAGGUGGACUCCAACCUGGGUUCUGGGUCCUCCACCUCCUCCUUUCCUGCGUGUAAGGGGAGCACCCUGUUGCAACAGUUCAAUAAAGAUCAGGCUUACGAGCUGCUUUCGUUCUCGAUAUUCUCUGCUUGGCCUCUGUUAUUUUCUCUGACCGAUGGAGAACCUGCAAAGGACUCUAAAAGGGCUCCUGUGUCCCCCAUAAGGGAAUAAGGACAGAUUUCCGUUUAUUACACAGGUCCUGCUGAGUGUGAUCCCAAGAGACUCUCUCACAGGCACAUUUGCACCCAGGGUCAUGCCCUGCUGCCAGCCUGUGCCAGGAGAUGAUUCUGUGGGGUGUGAAACACAGAGCAGUUAAACACAACAUUCCUAGAGCAGACAUGUUUAGACAUGAGG